UCCAUCAUGGACUUUUACUACCAUCCGUGCUCGGCUCCUUGUCGCUCUGUUAUGAUGACCGCCAAGGCCUUGGGUGUGGAGCUGAACCUGAAACUCAUGAAGGUCAUGGACGGAGAGCAGCUGAAGCCGGAAUUCGUGAAGCUUAAUCCUCAGCACACCAUCCCAACUCUGGUGGACAAUGGGUUCUCCAUUUGGGAAUCCCGUGCAAUAUUGGUAUACCUGGUGGAGAAGUAUGGCCAGGAUGACUCACUCUAUCCCAAGGAUCCUGAAAAGAAGGCCGUGGUUAAUCAAAGACUCUACUUCGACAUGGGCACAUUGUUCCACAGUUUCGUUCAGGCCAUUUAUCCUCAGAUACGGAGCAACGCACCAGCCGAUCCGGAGGCCAUGAAGAAGGUGGACAGUGCCUUCGAUCACCUGAACACCUUCCUCGAGGGUCAGGACUAUGUGGCCGGUGAUUGUCUCACCGUGGCAGACAUUGCCCUUUUGGCCUCUGUAUCUACCUUCGAGGUGGUGGACUUUGACAUUGGCCAGUAUUCGAAUGUGUCCAGGUGGUAUGAGAAUGCCAAGGAAGUCACUCCCGGCUGGGAGGAGAAUUGGGAAGGUGUUCAGCUAAUUAAGAAGUUUGUCGAUGAAAGCCGUCAAAAGGAGUAAUUUAAAAACGAAAGUAUCGGAAUAACCACAGGCCUCAGCACAUU
Messenger RNA from Drosophila serrata, 695 nucleotides. RefSeq names its product Glutathione S transferase D8 (gene GstD8). The record is from RefSeq and is a predicted model, not a curated record. Gene Ontology annotation, biological process: glutathione metabolic process. Gene Ontology annotation, molecular function: glutathione transferase activity. NCBI's taxonomy places the organism in Eukaryota, Metazoa, Arthropoda, Insecta, Diptera, Drosophilidae.